UUGCUUUGGUUUCUCUUUCAUUGUAAAGUCCUCCCACUGUGCAGAGGACUGCCUGGCAGGUGGGAAAAGCAGCAGUAGCCCCAGAGGCACAGAGAGAUGGCUUUCAGCAGUGCCCAGCCUCCUUACCUGAACCCGAGCGUCCCUUUCCAGGGGACAAUCCUAGGGGGCCUCCAGGAUGGACUUCAGAUCAUCAUCAAGGGGGCCGUUCUUUCCUCCAGUGGAUCCAGGUUUUCCGUGAACUUUCAGACUGGUAGCGAUGAAAAGGACAUUGCCUUCCACUUCAACCCUCGGUUUGAAGAAGGUGGGUAUGUGGUCUGCAAUACAAAGCAGAAAGGAUCCUGGGGGCCCGAGGAGAGGAAGAUGCAAAUGCCUUUCCAGAAGGGGCAGCCCUUUGAGAUCUGUGUCCUGGUGCAGAGCCCGGAUUUCAAGGUGGCGGUGAACGGGAGCCAUUUCCUGCAGUACUCACAUCGCGUGCCCUUCCACCGCGCGGACACCAUUUCGGUCCAAGGUGCUCUGCGGCUAUACUCCAUCGAGUUCCAGCAGAACAGUGGUGCUGCCCCUGUCCAGCCCGUCUUCUCCACAGUGCACUUCUCGCAGCCUGCCCGUUUCCCCCCCAAGCCCAAGGGGCGCAGACCAAAACCUCCAGACAUUUGGUCUGUCAACUCGGCUCCCAUUGGUCAAACAAUCAUUCACACAAUGCACAGCACCCCUGGAUGGGUAUUCCCUAAUCCUACAAUCCCACCUAUGGUGUACUCCAGUCCCAGUCCAACUUAUCUGGUGCCUUACUUCACUGCCAUCCCCGGUGGGCUGUACCCAUCCAAGUCCAUCAUUGUGUCGGGCACCAUCCUGCCCAAUGCCCAGAGGUUUCACAUUAACCUGCGCUCUGGGAGUGACAUCGCCUUUCACCUGAACCCCCGCUUCAACGAGAACACUGUGGUCCGCAACACCCAGAUCAACAGUUCUUGGGGAUCUGAGGAACGCUGGCUGCCUGGGAAAAUGCCCUUCAACCGCGGCCAGAACUUCUUGGUGCAGAUAUUGUGCGAAAGCUUCUGCUUCAGAGUGGCCGUGAACAACCAGCACUUGUGUGAAUACAACCAUCGCCUGAAGAACCUGCCGGCCAUCAACAGCUUGGAAGUGGCGGGUGAUAUCCAGCUGACCCAUGUGCAGGCAUAAGAAGACCCUGGACUCUUAGCUGGUGGUCUGGGGUGCAUUCCUGUCUGGUCUCCUCGUCAUUCAACUCCACUACCCCUGUCCCAGCCCCAGCUCAGCCCUUUCCAUCCAGCCUGUGACCUGGGGCUUUUCUGGAAGACCAUGCCUUGUCUGGCCCUGCUCUGGGCAGCAGCCAGCCUGGAAGGGAAACCCAGCUGGCCAGAUUGGCCUUCCUCAGUCAGCAGUGCCUGAGGCUCCAGCUGCCCAAAUCCUACCAUCCGAUGAGAGGGGUACAGUUGGAGGCCCUCUGUGCAGGCUGAGGCCCCACGUUCAGUCCAUCAGCAGGGUGGAAGAGUCCUGAGCCUUCCCAAUCUCCCCGCACAGGCUUUCCCUCCUCCUCUUUCUCUUAACCACAUCCAGCACCCCACUGGACUCCUUCCCAACCCCCAAGUUACCAGCAGUACACUCCAGGUGGGAGGUGAUUUCAGCCCCUCCCUUUCUCUGACCUUUAGCCUACACCCUUAGCCUGUACCAAUAUUACAUCCUCUCCAGGAUGCCUACGCUGGUGAUGCCCCAAUAACCUCCACCCAACUGACCUGACCUUUCCCAUUGUCACUGGAAUAAAUAAAAAUGCUUACCAGAACAGAGGCAUGGAAUUGUGUAAGGGAAUUAAGGAAAAAAAAUCGAGGUACCUGAUAAUAUCUGAAAUGGCCAUUUUGAGGACUGGGUGUGAUUUCUUGUUUGCUGGUUCUGUUUUCACCCUAGCAGCAGCUAUCUUCUGUAGUAUUUCUAAGAGAUGAAUGUCCAGAAAUGAUGAUGUAAGUAUACUUCAACCCCCCCAUCAUAUACCUUUUUAAUCGCCACACUGAAACCAAUAUAAGAGACAUAUACCCUUUUUAGCCAGUUGUCUUACAGAGCUUA
This is a messenger RNA of Loxodonta africana (African savanna elephant), 2070 nucleotides long. RefSeq names its product galectin-9-like. Gene Ontology annotation, molecular function: carbohydrate binding; galactoside binding. Gene Ontology annotation, biological process: positive regulation of gene expression; negative regulation of CD4-positive, alpha-beta T cell proliferation; negative regulation of type II interferon production. Gene Ontology annotation, cellular component: nucleus; cytosol. Lineage: Eukaryota; Metazoa; Chordata; Mammalia; Proboscidea; Elephantidae. The transcript has 11 exons. Bases 97 to 1173 code for a protein of 358 amino acids. The record is from RefSeq and is a predicted model, not a curated record.